ACUAUGUAUUUUGGAAAAUAAUUAUUUGUAAAUGCAUAUUUAGCAUCUAUUUAUUAAAAUCUAUAAGAAAUAUUUUUGAAAAUUAAGACAAAAUUAAAUAUAUAUUGAAUAUUAUUAUUAUUAUAUCAAUAUUAAAUAAAGAACUAUUUUGGUGUUUUUCAUAGCACAUUUAUAUAUUAUUAUGAUUACAGCAAUAUUAACAUUUUAUCUCAAUUAUUUGAAUAAAAAUUGAAAAUUUUAUCGAUAAUUUCGAAAAUUAUGAUCAAUCGUCCAUUGGAAUAUAGUUUGCGUAUAUUUGGUAUUUGGCCAGAUUCUCCGUAUCCAAAACUGAAAAUUAUUACUUGGAUAAUAAUAUUGCCAACAUUUCUAGUAUUUCAAUAUUGGUAUUGUAUUACUCAUAUUAAAUUAGGUUUAAUUGACCUAUUAGAUGGAUUAAGUCUUACUUUAUCAAAUACACUUGUUUUCAUCAAAUUAAUUGUUAUUUGGUUUCACAAACGAUUGAAUCGGAAAUGCUUUUUUAUAUUCAUUUUAAAGAAAAUAUUAUUUUUGAACAGAACAUUUUAUGAAAUUCUGAUGUCUAUGAAGGAAGAUUUGAAUAAUAAUUAUUCUGCUAUUGAAAAUAAACGAAUAAUAAUGGAUAAAUCCAUGUUAUCUUCCCGUAUUUCAAAUUUCUUAAUCAGUUAUUUCGCGAUUACAUUUUUCCUAUAUUCAGGAGUUGCUUUAGUAAUAUUUGAUGAAGAUCAAGGGAAGUUUUUAGUUAGAAUGGAAUUUCCAUUUAUAUCCACAAUUUCUCCACGUUAUGAAAUUAUUCUGAUUACACAAUUUAUAUUUGAAUCAUUUAUAGUUUAUGGUGCGGCUACAUCAAUAGCAUUAAUUGCAGCAUUAAUACUAUAUGUUGGUAGUCAAAUUGACUUAUUUUGUCAAAACUUAACUUUUUAUAGUUACGAGAAAAGAGAAUCGCAAAAUGUAAUUAAGGAUAUUAUUGUGAGACAUCAAAAAAUUAUAAAACUUUCAAAAAAUAUUGAAACAAUCUUUACUUAUAUAUCCCUAUGUCAAUUUGUAUCAAAUAUGUUGGUAAUUUGCUUUAUAAGUUUCGUUCUGACAGUCUCUUUGCAUACGGAACAAACAAUUGUAUUAAUAAUGAAAUGUCUUCCCUAUUACAUUGCUGUUAAUUGCGAAGCAUUUAUUCUGUGUUAUACUGGAGAAUAUAUUACUUCUAAGAGUGAAAAUAUUAAUAAAGCUAUAUAUAAUUUUCUUUGGUACAAUUUAAAAUCUCGAGAUGUUCGUAUCAUAUUACUGAUAAUUUUACGAUCACAAAAACAAUUAACGCUUACAGCCGGAAAAUUUAUUUGUCUUUCUCUAGAGGCAUUUGCUAACGUAAGAGAAUUAAAUUUAUUAUCGAAUAAAUAAAUAAUAAUAUAAUAAAUUAAGUGUAUUCUAUUUUUUAACAUUUUUAUAUAUAUGUUUUUAAUUUAUUUUGUAUAAUUUUUCAUUUUUUAUUUUUUAUAUAAUUACGAUUAAUAUAAAUUUUUAGAUGUUAAAAGCUUCUGCUUCAUAUGUAUCUGUUCUAUAUGCAAGAUAUUGAGUUUUUAAGCAAUCAUUUUAUAUGUUGUGGAUUUUUCAUUAAAAUAUGGAUAAUUUUGAUGAAAUAUGUAGUAAAAUGUAUUAAAUUUAAUUAUUUGUAAUUAUAUAAAUAAGAUAAAUUAGAAAAUUUGAAUGCAAUAAUGUAAUAUUAUAUUAUUUUUCAAUUCUCCUGUUAUAUUAUUUUUUAUUCCUCCAAUUUUAGUGAUUUGAAAAAUAAUAGAAUGACUAAUGAAAAGAAUAAAGUAAUAUAUAUAUAUUGAAUGUUAAUAUAUUCACAGGAUAUUUUUGGCGGUAUUCUAGAUAUUAAAAAAAAGCUUAAAAAUUAAUAUAUAAAAAUAUCGUUUUAUUUAUUACGUUAUAAAAAAGAUCUAUUAGAUGAAGCGAGGCGGAAAUAAAUGAUUUAAUAGAAAUAAGUUCACUUUAUUUUUGUUUUGUAUUUAACGCAAAUUUCAACGCAAAUUUCAUUAUUAUUGCUUGUAACAUAAUAAAAAAGCAUUAACCAACAUUUUUUUAUAUUAACUUUCAUGGGAUAUUUUUAAAAAUAUCCCACGAAUAUGUUAUAUUAAAAUAGUAGCCUCAAGAUGAAGUAAUAAAAUAUAAAUAUUUAUAAAUAAGAAUUCUGAUGAUUUUUUAAAGAGUUAUAAAAUAUAAAAAUGUAAAUGGAUUUUUAUGAAAAAUAUUUCAAAUUUAUAAAAUAUAAUAAAAAUAUAUUAUCAAUUAUAAUCAUAUUAUAUAUAUUAUAUGUUAUAUACAUAUAUAUUAUAUAUUAUAUUCUAUAAAACACAAAAUUAUUUACAUCUUUGUUAAUAAUACAAUUUUAAUUAUUUAAUAUUAUAUAAUAUCAAAUAAUAUAUAGGUAUGAUUAAUAUAUUCAUGGAAACAUUUUGAAAGAUUGAUAGAGAUCAUAAGGAAACUACAAGAUAAAUAUAAAAAUUAAAUAGAAAAAUGUUGGUUGAGGUUUAUAUAUAUUAUAUAUAAAAUUGAAAGUUGUAUUAGAUGAAGUGAAGCAUGAAACAAUUGUAUUUUAUAUCAAAUGUCAUGUU
This is a messenger RNA of Apis cerana (Asiatic honeybee), 2627 nucleotides long. RefSeq names its product odorant receptor 85b. Lineage: Eukaryota; Metazoa; Arthropoda; Insecta; Hymenoptera; Apidae. Gene Ontology annotation, molecular function: odorant binding; olfactory receptor activity. Gene Ontology annotation, biological process: sensory perception of smell; detection of chemical stimulus involved in sensory perception of smell. Gene Ontology annotation, cellular component: plasma membrane. The record is from RefSeq and is a predicted model, not a curated record.